Molecule: messenger RNA, 2406 nt
Organism: Solanum dulcamara
Lineage: Eukaryota; Viridiplantae; Streptophyta; Magnoliopsida; Solanales; Solanaceae
Product: LRR receptor-like serine/threonine-protein kinase FEI 2
Exons: 13
Coding region: 351-2156 (601 amino acids)
Biological process (GO): protein phosphorylation
Molecular function (GO): protein kinase activity; protein binding; ATP binding
Source: RefSeq, a predicted model, not a curated record
UCUGGGCAACGGCUCUUCUCUCUCUCUCUCUUUCUAUUAUACACAACUUUUCAGACUACUUUCAAACUAAAGUCUUCUCUUUUUCAAAAUACACCCCCCCCCCCCUUCUCCUCUUUUUCUCGCUUCGAGCUUCAGAUUUCAUUAUUAUGGAUUUUCCAUUUCUAACACCUGUAAUCAUAGCAAUUACUUCUACCAAAACCCCACCAUUUUCUUCAUUAUAACUUUACUCUUUUUUUUUUCAAGAUCUGUAUUGAUUGGUGAACUUGCUACUACUCCACAUUGGACUUCACACUUUUAGUCCAAAGUGAAAAACUAAGCUCAAAUCUGCAUUUUUUCAUCAAGAAAUCGAAAUGGGUGUGUGGAAUUUGAUCUUUUUGGCUCUAUUUACAACGACCAUUUUCAGUAAAAGCUGUCUUUCACUAACUCCAGAUGGUUCUGCAUUGUUGGAAAUGAAAACCCUUUUGAAUGAUACCAAGAAUGUUUUGAGCAACUGGAAUGAUUCGGAUGAGUCACCUUGUAGGUGGACUGGCAUUUCUUGCUAUCCCAAUGACCAAAGAGUUCAAUCUAUCAAUUUACCUUAUAUGGAACUUGGAGGAAUUAUAUCUCCUAGCGUUGGUAAACUCACCAGAUUGCAGAGAUUGGCACUUCACGAAAACAGUCUGCACGGCGUGAUUCCUAAUGAGAUUGGCAAUUGCCCUGAACUCAGAGCUAUAUAUCUCAGGGCGAAUUUUCUUCAAGGAGGCAUUCCAUCAGAUAUUGGAAAUCUUUCAAUGCUGACCAUAUUAGACUUAUCAAGCAAUUCACUUAGGGGUGCUAUACCUUCUUCUCUUGGUCGUCUCAGACACCUUCAUCUUCUCAACUUGUCAGCCAAUUUCUUCUCGGGUGAGAUCCCAGAUGUUGGAGUUCUGAGCACUUUCGGUAACAAGUCGUUUAUUGGCAAUUUAGAUCUCUGUGGUCAACAAGUCCGCAAGCCUUGCAGAACAUCAAUGGGAUUCCCUGUAGUAUUGCCUCAUGCUGAAAGUGAUGAAGCUGCAGUCUCUACGAAGCGAUCCUCUCACUAUAUUAGAGCAGCAGUUAUUGGUGCAGUAUCUACAUUGGGUUUUGUACUCAUUGUGCUCUUUAUUUUCCUCUGGGUGUGGUUGUUAUCUAAGAAGGAAAGGACAGCGAAAAAAUAUACAGAAGUCAAGAAACAAGUCCACAAAGAGCCAAGUGCCAAGCUUAUUACUUUCCAUGGCGAUCUUCCUUAUCCUUCAUGCGAGCUAAUAGAAAAGAUUGAAUCCCUUGAUGAGGAAGAUAUUGUUGGGGCAGGAGGGUUUGGUACUGUGUAUCGGAUGGUUAUGAAUGAUUGUGGAACAUUUGCUGUUAAACGAAUAGACCGGAGUCGUGAAGGCUCUGAUCAAGUCUUCGAAAGAGAGUUAGAAAUCUUGGGUAGCAUCAAACACAUUAAUCUGGUCAAUCUACGAGGUUACUGCAGGCUUCCUACUGCAAGGCUUCUCAUCUAUGAUUAUUUGGUCAUGGGAAGCUUGGACAAUAUCCUACAUGAACGUGUGGAUGAUCGGUUGUUAAACUGGAGUGCACGUCUGAAAGUAGCUCUUGGUUCUGCAAGAGGGUUGGCCUACCUACACCAUGACUGUUGUCCUAAAAUAGUUCAUCGUGAUAUUAAAUCAAGCAACAUACUCCUUGAUGAGAAUCUAGAGCCUCGUGUUUCUGACUUUGGUCUUGCUAAGCUUUUGGUGGAUGAGGAAGCUCAUGUCACGACUGUGGUUGCGGGUACUUUUGGUUAUUUAGCACCAGAGUACUUGCAAAGUGGAAGAGCCACAGAGAAAUCUGAUGUGUACAGCUUUGGAGUUCUCCUUCUAGAGCUUGUGACUGGAAAAAGGCCAACAGAUCCAUCCUUCGUGAGCCGAGGCCUAAAUGUGGUUGGCUGGAUGAAUACCUUGCUGAAGGAGAAUAGACUGGAAGACAUCCUAGAUACGAGUUGCAGAGAUGCAGAUGCAGAGACAGUAGAAGCAAUUAUAGAAAUAGCUGCAAGAUGCAUUGAUGCAAAUUCAGAUGAUAGACCUUCGAUGCAACAAGUGCUGCAAUAUUUGGAGCAAGAGGUCAUGUCACCAUGCCCGAGUGAUUUCUAUGAUGAGUCUCAUUCAGAUUAUUCUUGAUGUAUGGAAUAGCUUCCAGGGACCAAAUAUUUAGAAACAAAUUGCAGCUUGAUUCUGAAAUAUGUAGUCUGCCAUCGUAGAUACUGCGUAUGCUCCUUACUUUUGGAGCCCUGCUGCUUUUCUUCCUAAUGGUCUUUGUGCAUCACUUGUACCUUUUUGUGUAGAUAACUUCAGAUUCUUGCAGUUAGUUGAAAAGCUACACUGAUGAGUCCUAACUGCCCAUGUCAUUAUGCAGUAUUUAUAAUUUAUU